AUGCCGGCAGGUUUGGAGGAAUUAUUCUUUGAGCCUGUUGGAGAGGAGAGGACGUCAAAGUGGAAUCAGGUUGGGCCAAACCAAGGCUCCUACAUACAAAUUGAAACAUUUCAGAAUGUGGGUCCCGGCGCAGGAAAUUUCGACAGAGGUGCGGGUGGAGAUUUUUGCCGUGUACCCGAAGGCUUUGGUACUUAUAGGCAAAUCCAAACGUACCAGCAUGUUGGGCCGGGCCUUGGCAACUACGACAAGGAAGACGUGACGUCCUACACAGGCUGGAAGCUGCGAAGCUGCUGCUUGGUUUUUCUUCUGCUUUCGUUGGUCCUUCUUGUGGCAAUGGUGGCUUAUCUUCUCAGGAGGAGUACCGGCUCACCCGUCCGUGACACGGGUAGUUAUGAUGAUUUUGAUUGCAAUACAGGUUAUGCCGAAUGGCAAACCAGGUGGAGUGACUCGAAAAAGAAUUACUGUUGCAGAAGCAUCGGAGUGGCAUGUGGCCAGUUGUACGAUUGUGACGCAGGCUAUUCUCAGUGGCAGAGCAUGUGGUCUCCUGAAAAGAAGGAGUUCUGCUGUGCUCGAUCUGGCCGUGGUUGUGGCAGUAGACCUGCUGAGCCCUAUGAUUGCCAAGUUGGGCUUGAGAAUUGGCAGUCGGCUUGGACACAGGGAAAGCGGCUUUGGUGUUGUAGCACUCAGGAAAUUGGCUGUACAAACUUUCGACUGAGCUUUAAUUGUGAGACCGGUUUUGAUCGAUGGGAGACGGACUGGUCUUGGGGAAAGAAGCACUGGUGCUGUACUCACGCUGGCCGGGGCUGUGCAAGUCAAAACAUACUCUACGACUGCCAGGCAGGCCUUUCAAAGUGGAGGUCAGGCUGGUCUCAUGCGAAGAAGUCAUGGUGCUGUGAGCAAGAACAGCUCGGCUGUCCAUCUUUCCCUUCAGAGCCUUUCGAUUGCCAAGCCGGCUCUUCAAACUGGCAGCGUGGCUGGUCGGAGCCCAAGAAGCAGUACUGCUGCACCUCUUAUUCGCUGGGAUGCCCGACUUCCACAACCACUCACUCUCCAUCUAUGCCUUUUGAUUGCUCGGCAGGAUUCAGUAGAUGGCAGCAUGGUUGGUCUGAGGCAAAGAAACAGUGGUGCUGCAAGCAUGACCAGAAAGGCUGUGAUCAAAGCACAACGACAGAAACAUCAUCAUCUCACACUUCCCCGUCAACGUCCCCGUCAACGUCCCCGUCAACGUCCCCGUCAACGUCCGCAUCAACGACACCUCCGCCACCUCUAUUCAACUGCCGCGCAGGAAAAACAAAUCUGGAUGCUGGAUGGUCCUCGAAGAAGAAGGACUGGUGCUGCACCCACGAGCACCUGGGUUGUCCUGUGUCAUUUGAUUGCGAAGCUGGUCUUUCGAACUUCCAUGCGGCAUGGUCCGACAGAAAGAAGUCAUGGUGCUGCCAUCACGAGGGCAAAGGAUGCAUGGGCCCUCGUCCACCGCAUCUACCAGCCAGACAUGGCUACGGCUGGCAGCGUGCCGAGGUGCAUGGCUACUGGACCUGGGUCGAGUCACCUCUGCAUGUACAUCACCAUCACCAGACUGAGCAGUACAACUGCCACGCUGGUUUCCACAACUUUGUUACUGCCUGGACGAGUGCAAAGCAGGAUUGGUGCUGUGCCCACCAAGGCAUCUCAUGCACUGGCCCCAACCCGCCAGCUGUGCAUCUCCACUCCGGCAACUCGUGGGUCCAUGUGAAAACUGAUGGUGUUUGGACAUGGAGGCAGGUACCUCGAACAGAGGACACUCCGUUUGUAGUUGAUUGCAGCACAGGUUUGGAUCGAGCAGCCAGCUGGGCGGCAAAGAGGAAGAGCUACUGCUGCACACAUGAAGGCAAAGCGUGCAACUCGUCGUGA
Messenger RNA from Symbiodinium natans, 1890 nucleotides. The record is from the annotation of a GenBank genome assembly. NCBI's taxonomy places the organism in Eukaryota, Dinophyceae, Suessiales, Symbiodiniaceae.